GGCAGGUUGAAAAUUUAUAAUUAGUUUUAUGGAUAUGGAGGUUACGUUGGAGAAAGACUUUAUUUUUAGGAUUUCAGAAGUGAUGAAGAGGAUUGGUAUGGAGGAAAAUAAGUCAUUUGCUAGAUUUUGAAAAAAUUGGAUUCUCAAGAAGCAGGUUGAGGGAGAGAUGACUUCUGGCUUAAUUUAUUCUUCUGAAGAAGCUGAUAAUUAUGAAUCUUUGAUUCAUAAACUUAAAAUUCCUUACAUAAUCAGGGUUGACUCUAACUUGAAUAAAGAUGAGAUUAGGAUUUCUGAAAAAUUUAUUCGACUAAAAGAGCAACACUUGAGAAUAGAUUGGAAGUUUGUGAAAUAAAGAAUGUAAAUAUUGGAAUAUCGGAAAUAUUAUUACAACUAAUCUCAUUAAUUCUUGAUUCAAAUUGAGAUCCUCUAAUUUCACAGGAAUGAACAUCUAUACUCCUGAAAAGAGGGUAAAAAUGUGUAAAUCCUACCUGAAGAAAUUAUCGUCCAUCAAAGCUGAGAUAUUACUAUUUCAUCACUCUCAGACUUUAUCAGAUUCUAAAUGAAUUAAAAUUGGGGUAUACCUGUCAGAACUAAGACAUAUAUUACCUAAAAUAACUACAAAAGUAGUUCUUCAUAAGUUCAUAAUAAGCAGGAAGUCUCUGAGAAGUAUCUUUUAUCUCUGUCAGGAUAAGCAAGAGUUAGGCUUUUUCCAAUGAAAAAUAGAAUUAGAAACUGUACCUAAUUUUUUAAGAUGUCUUAAGCACUGAACUAUUGGAAUAUUAGACUUGAGUCGCUGUGGUAAAGACUAUCUAUGCAACUGGAAUGAAAAACCAGAGCAUUUCAGAAACUUAAUGAUUGGGUUGUCUCAAGCAGAAUGGGCGUACUCCGUCCUGAAAGCUAUAAUCAUCGAAAGAUAUGAUAUCUCAGAAGAAAAUUUGGCAGAAGCUUUGAAGGAUCUCAAUCUGGGACAUCUCUCGAUAGUUUACUAAUAGAAUAAUUCAAAAAGCUAAAAAUUCAG
Messenger RNA from Moneuplotes crassus, 1018 nucleotides. The record is from the annotation of a GenBank genome assembly. Lineage: Eukaryota; Ciliophora; Spirotrichea; Euplotida; Euplotidae.